CUCCUCUGAAGUGGAUGAAAGUUAUUCACGACGUCACACCAGGAGUGCAACAUCGGCAACACUUGAGGAUUAUAAAGGUGCUUUAUAAAAAAAAAAAAGUAAGAUUUUUUUUUUCUCUGGAAGUAACUUUCACGUUGCAUGAUGGACCCUGACAAGUCUGCGAGCGCCCCUCCAACGAACUGGACUGGUGAGAAGUCCUCCAUGGGUCAGGCUGCCCCUCCGCCAUACCAGGACAAUCCACACCCAUGGCACCCGCAGCCUGGCCAGGGAUACCCGCCCCAGCCUCAGGGUUAUGCAACCCCGCCCCAGCAGUAUGGAGGCCCAGGAUAUGGACCACAGCCUUUCCCUGUGGGUCAGCCGUACCCAGGCCAGCCGGCCAGCAUCAUUGUCCAGCCCACGCAGUAUGUGACCCCGACCCCGCUGCAGCACCCUGUCAAUGACUACCUGUGCUACUCCGUCUUCACUAUGAUCUGCUGCUGCCUGCCGCUGGGAGUUGCUGCUCUAAUCUAUUCUAUCUCGGCUCGUGAGGCCAACAUUGUUGGUGACCGGAUAACAGCCGAGCGGAGCAGCAGGACGUCCCGUACGCUUAACCACGUGGCCCUAGGAAUCGGGAUCGGGGUCUUCAUCCUCACCAUUGUCUACGUAGUGGUGAUGACAUCAAUGCUUUACUAAUAAUUAAGACCACAUGAACAACAUCACCAACCAUCAGGUAGAAAUUUAACUUGAAAACAAUUGGAACCCUAAAGUCACCUGAAGAUCCUUAACGUUAGACAGGAAGUGUUUUUCGACACUUUUUUGAUGGCAAAGCACUUAAACUUCAUAUCCCAUCAGCGUACUUUGAGGUUGUGAGUUUCUCAGUAAUGACGAAUCAUUUUGAUUUGUAAAAUAAUUUCCAACUAUGUAGUUUUAAAACCUGAGUCUGGGUUCAACACACUCAACACCACCUGCAGGGAUCAAGUGUUAUCCAAAGAGUUUUAUAUUUUGGAAAAUAGCAAAUAAUACAAUCCAGUUUAUAAUUUUCAGGGAAGUUCAGUUAUUCAGUUCUGCAACUGAAUGAGAUUUAUCAGAUUGUACAAUGGUAGACAUUUUCCUUCCCUUUAAAAUAAAUAUGUAAAUACGCACUAACAUCCCUUUAUACUCUAAAAGUAUAACAAGAAAAAUACAAAGUAUAAAAAAGUAACAAAUAUACCCCCUAAGGGAGACUUAGCUGAGUUUAGUUGAAGAAGGAGAAAUAGUCAGAGUGAGCCUGUUUGUCGUCAAAGUGUAUCUUGAUGUGAGUUGCAUGCUUCAGCAGUCCUCUUUUCACUGCAGCUGAAUACAAUCUGUCACUUUCUUUAAAGCAGCAGUCUGUUAUCUAUCACUGUUCCAUGUAAGAUCUGUGUUGACCAUAUCUGAAAACAACACGUUUUACUGCAUAUCAAAUUUCUAUAUAAAUAAACUUUAUUAAGUGAUAAACAACA
Molecule: messenger RNA, 1460 nt
Organism: Labrus mixtus (cuckoo wrasse)
Lineage: Eukaryota; Metazoa; Chordata; Actinopteri; Labriformes; Labridae
Exons: 3
Coding region: 139-672 (177 amino acids)
Cellular component (GO): membrane
Source: RefSeq, a predicted model, not a curated record